Molecule: messenger RNA, 3648 nt
Organism: Myxocyprinus asiaticus (Chinese sucker)
Lineage: Eukaryota; Metazoa; Chordata; Actinopteri; Cypriniformes; Catostomidae
Gene: cdc42ep5
Product: CDC42 effector protein (Rho GTPase binding) 5
Exons: 3
Coding region: 219-1130 (303 amino acids)
Source: RefSeq, a predicted model, not a curated record
AAAAAGAGAAAAAACAUAUCGGACAGAAGAGCGACGCGAAAAAAAAUCAGUAAAAGACCGAUAGAAGAGAUAUUUAAAGACAUAUUUUGGCUAAAAGAGGAGCAAAGAAGUAUAACAACACUGACAAACACGCUAAUCUAGAUUCAUUGGACAGGAGGAAGUAUUCCUGGGCAAAAGGCAGGACUUCAGCUUAAGUUUAAAACACCACAGUUGCUAGCAUGCCUCUCCACAAAUCAUCUCGAACCCCCCGUCUGGACCCCACAAUGAUCUCCGCUCCACUGGGUGAUUUCCGUCACACCAUGCACAUUGGUCGUGGUGGGGACGCUUUUGGUGACACCUCCUUUCUGUCCAGCCAUGGCCCCUCUAAUCCUAAUCCCAACUCUGUUCCACCAGCCCCAACAGCCACUGUAGAGACCACAGAGUUUCAGAUGAACCAUGGUGAAAGUGAACGGACGGAAGAGACCUGUCCAAGUCAACUUCAACAUUCAGAUUCGGUGUCCUCCUUUGACCUCGACUUGGAUUUAGGGCCAUCCAUUUUAGGAGAUGUACUGGGAGUGAUGGAUGGACUGACACUGGGUUCGGAUUGGACAGAGGACAGAGACAGUGAGGAGGUGUUUAGUUCUGGCAAGAGCACAAUGGGUGUCAUGAUGUCACAAAAGAGUGCUGAAAAUAACUUGAAUAUGUGGAAGAGAAUGGAAAGUAUGACCAAAGAGGUGUGCCAAAGAGAUGAGCAACUAAACGAGGUGAAUGGUGUGAAAUCAAAAGGGCUCAGGCCCAAAGUGCGAUUCAGCGACAAACGGGAUGAGAUCAUUGGUCGACAAGAUGUAAUUGAGGGGCUAGAUGUGGAAGGUGAGGAAAACAUGUGCUUGAGACCAAGAAAUGGGAUGCAGGAGAUCAGUGGGAGAACCCCUUGUGACAAAGACCCAGGACAACCUGAGCUGAGUAAUCGGAGGGAGGACAACACUCCAAGCCCCUCUUCCUCGGUGAGCUCAGAAUAUGAGGGAGUCUCGCCAUUGGACAGGAGGAGAGAAGACCAGCAUCUUUCAGACACAGAUUCAGAAGAGGAGGGGGCAAAUGGAGAACAAGGAUACACUUUUGAGGAUGAGUUUGAUGAUGAGAUUGGCUUAUAAGAGGACAUUUAAGGACCAAAAACAAGUUAUUGGCAUCGUUGAUGGGUCAUGGCAUGUAACAGAACUCUUAUUAUCAUGAUUCUUAAAAACAUCCAAAAACAGGGAGCAUUUUCUACAUGAGGUAAUAACUGGACUAGUUGGAAUUUUUACGAUGAAGUUUACGAUGGUAUUUGCUCAUAAUUGGAUACACUUCCAGAUUUGUCUUUGAAUUGUCAAAUUUUGAAAGUCUCCAUGGAUAGGGACAGAUGUCUUAACAAAAAGAACCCAAGAAGAAGUCUUUUUAGACCUUUAAACUCUCAGCCGCAUCAAACAGAUUUAUUGAUCAAUAUUUCCACUUCACAGCUCCAUUAUAGGGCACUUUAGCUUUUUUGAUUAACUGGAAACUGCUUUUAUCUCAUGUGGAGAGGGAAUGCUGGAGUUAAUAUAACAUGGAAUGUAGGUUAGGCUUAGAAAAACAUUUCUAAAAAACAAAUACAGAGUCAUAAAUUAUUUUUUAUAUUAUGGUUAUAUAUGCAGUGCCUUACACAAAAAUUGAAAGUUUUUUGCCCCAACUAAUUUUCCAUUACAGCACAUACAUUUUUGUUUUUUGCUUAGUUUCACUGAAAAGCCAGUGAUGAAGCUUUUUUCUUGCUGUGUGAAAAUGCAUUCACAAAUGCUGGAAUUUCAUCUUGGGAGUUUUUCAUAACAACUUAACACACAGAUCCUAAGAUGAGGACAAUCAAUUAAUUAAAAAAAAAAAAUUAAUCGCACCAGUUAUACGCUACAAAAAUGGUCCUAAAGCUAAACAAGUUCAAAAUGUGUCGUUUUUUUAAACUGUGAAUGACAACCAUCUGGCAUAUUCUGGUUAUCUACAAGGUCUCGCCGUUUUUUUUUUUUUUUUAAAUUUUCAACCCAAUUUGGAAUGCCCAAUUCCCAUGCACUCUAAGUCCUCGUGGUGGCAUAGUGACUCGCUUCAAUCCGGGUGGCAGAGGAGGAAUCUCAGUUGCCUCCAGGUCUGAGACAGUCAAUCUGCACAUUUUAUCACAUGGCCAGUUGAGCGUGUUACCCCGGAGACGUAGCGCAUGUGGUGGCUUCACGCUAUUCUCCGCAGUAUCCACACACAACUCACCAUGCGCCCCACCGAGACCCCCACUAUAACCACACAUUAUAGCCUCCACCAGGAUGUUACCCCAUGUGACUCUACCCUCCCUAGCAACUGGGCCAAUUUGGUUGCUUAGGAGACCUGGCUGGAGUCUCUCAGCAGCCUUGGAUUCAAACUCUAUCUCAAGGGUAGGGUUGCACCAGCUGUGCUUAAGGUCUCUCUUAAGUUGAGAUGUAAAGUUCACACUAAGGGCUUAGUAACUACUAGAUAUUUUGUAACUUAGUCAGUGCUUAAUUUGGUUGCACCACUUGCUCUUAAGGCAAGGCUUAACUAGUAAGUCGUAAGCUCUCCGUAAAGUAAUGCGUAGUCGCAUAAUAUGACGUUUACCUGUAUUUAUCCAAUAAGCAGCCUUGAAAUUUGUACACAGAAGUAUUAAAAAGUUGUGAACUUCAGUUUGAUCUUGUUACUGUUGAUGUUCAAACCUUGUUUGCUCACGUAACUGUUAGCUGUAAUAAAUUAUAUCCCCCAUUAAAAUACGAUACGUAAUAAAACAAGAUUUCAUUAAUGGUAAAUUUAGCCAAUGUAAAUAACAAUAUUCAAUAACUAUAUCUAAAAUGAAUAAGGGACAAUACAUAAAUAAAUACUAAUAUAACAGCCUGGAAAAAUAGACAUUUGUUCAUUUUAAUAUUUUAUAUAAUACGUAUAUGUUGAAACUUGACACCGUACAAAGGAAAGUGCACAGUAAGAUCGGUUUCAUGCUGAAAUAGUAAGUUUUUUACAUCAUGUUUUCUCCUGUAAAUGCCAACAUCAUCAUAUAUGUCGAAAGGACUGAAGCCUGUCACGGAAAGCAUGAGCUCAUUGAUGUCAUUAAAUGAGUCUGCUUCUUUAUUCCAACCGUUACUCCUGGUCGGAGGCUUCCGUAUAUAUUUAGUUUAUACGUAGAGUUACGUCCUACCUAAGUUUAAUGGUGCAACGCUCAAAUAUUUAGUAGUGCGUAAAUUGUGACUUAGUGCCCAUUUACGCCACAACUAGGCUAAGUUGUGACUUACGUAUAGCUGGUGCAACCGGUCCCAGGUGUGGUAGUCAGCUUCAAUACUCGCCCGAGGUAUCGCUCUUGACCAGAUUAAAAAAAGGGAAGCAUGAAAAGCUUUACAAGGUUGGGUUUAUUUGCAAACACAGUUUAUCUAACCCUUUCUUGCUUUCACAUUUAUUUGACUUAAAUAGUAAAGGAUAUAUAAUCACAGACAAUUAUAAAUUCUUUUAAACUGACUCAAAAACCUCACUGUGCAUAUUAAACGUUUGUAGAUAAGACCAAAAUGUGUUUUUUUGUUUUUUUUACUUAUGGUAUUUUUGCAUUUUUGUAAGCAUGCUAUUGUUAUUGAUAUUAUCUUGAUGUUAAAAUCUGCAGGUAAAUAAAUGAAUAUUUUACUACCCUAA